GCCAGAUCGAAGGUCUCUCAUAAGGUCGGCCACCACGCCCAUGGCCACGACCUUGAAGCGUGAUGACCGACAACAAAUCCUACCACCGAGAUUGCAGGCCAAUUCUCCAGACCAGUCGCUCAUUAUGCACGCCCUUCCCGCAACUCUCGUCACCCUCAUUCUGUCCAUCGUGGGCACAACAGCAGCUGCUGGCAGCGAUGGCCUACCUCAGGCCACCAAGUACAUCGACAGCAACUCAAACAUUACAUUCCUCGGCUAUGCGAACCAAGGAUUUCACUUCGGCAUGGCCCUGCCCCAGGACCCCAAAGACGACCUUAUAGUCCAGCUCGUCUCACCCUUAAAAGACGGGGCCGGAUGGGGCGGCAUCGACUUCGGCGCCUCCAUGACAGGGCCCCUGAUGGUCGUCGCCUGGCCCAACACGGCCAAAGACAACACCGUCAUGAUCUCGCCCCGCGUUGCCACCGGCUACGAGAUCGACAACGGCGCCAACCCCUACAAGGCGAACCCCAUCACCAUCACCCAGAUCCCGGACGGCACCUUUGUCAACGACACCCACGUCUCCGCCACCUUCGUCUGCGGCGGAUGUCUCAACACGGACUCGUUCGGCGCCGCAAAUACGACGGCUACUUUUGCGUACGCGUACGCGUAUAAUCCCGUCGCCGACCCCGCCGACCCCGACACCCCACUGUCGGACCACACUGCCAACGGCGAGCCCUACGGCGCUUUUGGGGUCGCUGUUGCGCAGGCCAUGAGCGGCGAAUAUUCCAAUUGGGCUGCUCUGACUGAACCCGCUGCCGCCGCUUCUGGAACGGCCUCGGCUGGUGCCUCGGCGACGAGUGGGGCUGGGGUGGCUUCCCAGACUGGUUCGUCAUCAUCUUCAUCGUCGUCGUCCGGUGGCCAGGGCGGGCACUCUGCCUCGUCCGUCGAGUACUCCGACGUGUCUGGGCUAAGCGGCGGCGCCAUAUUCGCACUUGUAGGCGUUGGUUUGAUAUAUGUGCUACAGGCAGUUCAGAUCCUAUGAGAUACCCCCUUUUUCUUCAACUUGAAUGUUUUCGUCUUUUAUAUUACAGGCGUCCGGGUCUUCGUCUGGUGGGACACAUUUCGAGCUGGCUUUCGCUUGUGGGCAGAGUUCCCUGCGGCGUUGUUAGAGGGGCGAACAGGCGUGUUUUGCGAGUAUUUUGGAAGCCUUGGAGGAAGGCAGCCGGCACCUGGGCAGGAAUGGAAUACGGGGGGAGACCGCCGAACGGGACAGCUUUCCUUCCAAUGAAGCAUGAAACGGUUGCUAGAAUCUCGCUGGUUUCUUG
This is a messenger RNA of Diaporthe batatas, 1304 nucleotides long. RefSeq lists its product as uncharacterized. The transcript has a single exon. NCBI's taxonomy places the organism in Eukaryota, Fungi, Ascomycota, Sordariomycetes, Diaporthales, Diaporthaceae. The record is from RefSeq and is a predicted model, not a curated record. The coding region runs from base 41 to 1021 and encodes 326 amino acids.